UGUGAAGCCGGAUUGAAACACACGCCUUGUCGAAUCAUUUGAUCUGAUUAGAUUUAUAUUUUAACUUGUUAAAACAUUUUUGAUAUUAAUUGAUUAUUCAUUUGGUGAAAAUGUCAGCUGUACAAAAUUUACUUUCAGUUGCUGGACAGCGUAUUUCGGGACAGAAUGUCCGUACACAAAAUGUCAUGGCAGCCUCUGCAAUUGCCAAUGUUGUCAAAUCUUCGUUGGGACCGAUUGGAUUAGAUAAAAUGCUUGUUGAUGAUAUUGGUGAUGUGACCAUUACGAAUGAUGGUGCAACCAUACUUAGCUUAUUGGAAGUGGAACAUCCAGCUGCCAAGGUUCUUGUUGAUUUAGCUCAAUUGCAAGACAAAGAAGUUGGUGAUGGAACAACAUCGGUGGUUAUUAUUGCUGCUGAACUACUUAAGAAUGCAGAUGAAUUAGUUCAAAACAAAAUUCAUCCAACAUCGAUCAUUUCGGGUUAUCGUUUAGCCUGCAAAGAAGCUGUCAAAUAUAUUCAGGAAAAUCUUUGCCUUUCAGUAGAUGACCUCGGUAAAGACUCUAUAAUUAAUGCGGCCAAAACUUCAUUGUCAUCCAAAUUGAUUGGAUCUGAUUCGGAUUUUUUCGCGAAUAUGGUUGUCGAUGCUGUGACCAUCAUUAAACAAUCCGAUGGUCGUGGUGGAUUUAAAUAUCCAGUAAAAGCUAUUCGUGUGCUCAAAGCGAACGGUAAAUCGAUGCGCGAAUCGAUGCUUAUCAAUGGAUUUGCAUUGAACUGCGUCAUUGCAAUGCAAGGAAUGCCAAAAUAUAUAAAGAAUGCAAAGAUUGCCUUGUUGGAUUUUUCACUUCAAAAAGCAAAAAUGAAAAUGGGAGUUCAAAUGUUAGUAACGGAUCCGGACAAAUUGGAAGACAUGCGUAAACGAGAAAGUGACAUAACCAAAGAACGAAUAUUGAAAAUUAUCAAUGCCGGCGCCAAUGUUAUUCUUACGACCGGAGGUAUUGAUGAACUCUGCCAAAAAUAUUGUCUAGAAGCUGGUGUGAUGGCUGUACGUCGUUGCCGAAAAAUUGAUUUGAAACGUAUUGCGAAAGCUACCGGUGGUCAAUUAAUCUCCAGUUUGGCUAACAUGGAAGGUGAAGAAACAUUUGAAGCAUCAAUGUUGGGUGAAGCUGAAGAAGUUGUUCAAGAACGAGUGUCCGACGAUGAGCUCAUAAUGGUGAAAGGAACAAAAAAUCAUAAUUCAGCAUCAAUCAUUCUUCGUGGUGCAAAUGAAUUCUUUCUUGAUGAAAUGGAACGAUCAUUACAUGAUUCGUUGUGUGCUGUAAAACGUGUGCUUGAAUCAAAAAAAGUCGUACCAGGUGGAGGUGCGGUUGAAGCAGCUUUGUCCGUCUAUUUGGAAACCUUUGCGACCACUAUUGGAUCAAGAGAACAGCUGGCCAUCGCUGAAUUCGCAAAAUCUUUGUUGGUAAUACCAAAAACUUUGGCCGUGAAUGCGGCUAAAGAUGCAACUGAUUUAGUGGCUAAACUUCGUGCCUACCAUAAUAGUUCUCAGCAAAAAUCCGAGCAUGUUGCAUUGAAAAAUGUCGGCCUCGAUUUAAUUGAAGGUUCAGUCAAGGAUUGUAUAAAGAUGGGCGUUCUUGAACCGGCUAUUUCUAAAAUUAAAAGCUUGAAAUUCGCCACCGAAGCUGCAAUCACUAUUUUACGAAUCGAUGACUUGAUUAAACUUCAAAAAGAUAAAGAAGAUCACAGAUAUGGAGGCGAUGAAUGCUAUGCAGGCGAUGAUUAAAUUGAAUUAUUUCAUUCGAUAAUUAAUUUUUUUUCUAAAUUUA
Molecule: messenger RNA, 1821 nt
Organism: Dermatophagoides pteronyssinus (European house dust mite)
Lineage: Eukaryota; Metazoa; Arthropoda; Arachnida; Sarcoptiformes; Pyroglyphidae
Gene: CCT1
Product: chaperonin containing TCP1 subunit 1
Biological process (GO): protein folding
Molecular function (GO): ATP hydrolysis activity; ATP-dependent protein folding chaperone; ATP binding
Source: RefSeq, a predicted model, not a curated record